Molecule: messenger RNA, 4234 nt
Organism: Triticum aestivum (bread wheat)
Lineage: Eukaryota; Viridiplantae; Streptophyta; Magnoliopsida; Poales; Poaceae
Product: protein FAR1-RELATED SEQUENCE 5
Exons: 7
Coding region: 2508-4103 (531 amino acids)
Biological process (GO): regulation of DNA-templated transcription
Molecular function (GO): zinc ion binding
Source: RefSeq, a predicted model, not a curated record
GGAAUCAGACGGUUGGUGCUCAGCUUUUUUCUUCCCGGGAAUUGCGGCUCGCAUUGUUUUCUAGUUGUGCCACAUCAGUCCGUAGCUGUUAUUUCAGUGAAAUCUGCCCGUAGUGUAGCAAUUUAGGGAGCGCCUGGAACUCAUUCGACUGAGAAAUAGAUUGGUCUCAGUCGAAUGACGUGGUGAUGACGUCGUUCGCUAUUUGUCUCAGCCCGAUCACCUGGCACGCCCGAGCCAGGCUCCUUUCUCCCCCGCACAAAGCCCUAUUGGGCCGAAUACAAUCCAGGCCCUUUGUUCUGUUGUUAUUUGUAGGUUGUGGGCCCUUUUGGGUUGAUUGUCCUUGUUGGGCCUUUUUGACUAAAAGCAGAAAAAAGACAAAAGAAAGCCCGGGCCCCGCUGUACAGGAGCAAAAAAGCUCUGUUGCUUUUUGUUCCUCCCUGUUCUUCUCCUGAUCGCAGCACAUGCCCCAGCCCCCAUCCACGAAAAUCACAAACCCUCAACCCCAACCCACCCACUCCUCCUCCUUCCUCCUCCAGCCCUAGCCGCCAGGGGACACACCUUUCCCCUCCAAAAUGGCAAUGUGAGCAGAGGAAGGAAGCUUGUGAGCAGAGGAAGCCGCCAGGGCACACACCCACCCACUUCUCCUCCUUCCUCCUCCAGCCCCAGCCGCCAGCCCCCAUCCACGAAAAUCACAAACCCUCAUCGCAGCACGCAAAAACAUGGAUGCAGGAAGAGAUCAGAGGGCACAAAGCACUCACCAGGCUGUUCUUGAUGCUUAUGGAGCUUCUCUGUUUGGUUCUCAGAAACACAGGGGGGGGGGGGGCAAGAUACCCAGCAGCAACAGUGGCUGACUUCUGGUGCUUGGAACCAAGGGCUGCAUCAUACACACCCCUGGAUGCAAAAUCAGAUGCUUCCUCAUGCUUCUAUGAACAGAACACAAGGGAAUGCCCUGAACAUUCCAGUGAGUGCAGCUAUGUAUGGUAUCUUCAAUAGUCAAGGCAAUACACAGGUAAACUUGCCUGUGAACCUGGGUCCACAUACUUCAGUGGGUGACUCCAACCUAGUGUGUACUGCGCUCCAACCCCUUGCAAACAAAGUCGCUUAUGAAGCCCCCAUGUCAUACACGCAACUCCUACUUGCUGCUGAAGAAGAGGUUCUCUACUAACAUACUCCUGUUUGCUUGUCGUGGAUAAAAACUGUAUUAACUUACAAAAAUAAACCCAAAAAAGAAAAAAAAAACAUCAAACAAACAGAACUAACUAGAGCUGUUCUAAUUUUCAGGGUGCUAGAUAUGCAUCCUCACAAUCGCAAGUAGAUUGCCUUGUUCGUACUGAGAACGAUAUGUACAUGAUAACUGGGCGAUACAGUAGAUCUUCAGAAGAUCCAUUACAAGCACACACUGGGGGUGGAGCUCAGCAUAUAUCUGGAGUCGAUGACCAACAUGAUAUAGAGCUUGAACCUUUUGUUGACAACCGUUUUUCAGAAAGCUUGAAUGAUUUGAACUGGGACAAUGAAAUGCAGACAGAAGCAGGAGGAAUCAAAAACGGCUCUAUGGUGUCAAAUGAGAUUGCUUCUGACAAUGAUUCUGAUUCCGAGGAUGAUCAUUCUCCAGUGUUGUUGCAAAAAGCCUCUGAGAUUACUGUUACAACUGCUGGAGAAGAAGAAAACAGUGGUGCAGCUGGCGAAGUUCAAAAAUUAACACAGGAUGAUAUACUGAUAUUCCUUGAAAAUGACAGUAUAGAAGCCGCUCAGAGUGCUAGCCAAGAAGUGCGCAGCCAUCACGUACCCCAUGUGGACAUGGUCUUUGAUACAGAUGAUGCAGCUUACAACUUUUACAAUGAGUAUGCCUCAAUUGCUGGUUUUUCUGUGAUCAAAGCAUCUCGAUAUUGUGGCAAGAAACAAGGAGGCAGUGCAGCAACUCGGGUAACUUUCAAGUGCAAUCGGUCAGGAAGAGUAAUUGAUGAAGAAGAACAAGAGAAUAGGAAGAAGAAACGACGUGACACAAGGCAACAGAAAACAGGACAAGAGCCCUAUCGCAACGCAAGGAAGAAAAAAGCAAACACCAUUGCAAUAACAGGGUGUAAAGCUCAGCUCAUUGUCACCAAGAAGGAUGAGAAGUGGGUGAUAACAACCAUAAACCUACAACACAACCAUGAUUUGAGUCCUCACACAGAAGUGAAAUACCUUCGUUCUCAUAACUACAUGACAGAGGAGGAGAAACUCCUAAUCCGAACUUUCAAUGCUGUGAAGCUACCAACAAGACAAAUAAUAGCAAUCCUAAGUGACUUGAGAGGCGGGAACACUCCUUACACCAAAAAGCAUGUAAGCAAUGUUAGAACAGCCAUUGGCAAAGAGAGCAAUCAAGAUGACAUGAUGCAGGUGCUAACAUAUUUCAGGAAGAGACAAGCUGAAGAUCCACAAUUUACUAUGCGUUCAAAACAACUAAAGUCUCUGAUGACGCAAGUAAAGUUUUGUGCAUUUUCUGGGCUGACGGGUAUUCUAGGAAAAUGUACGAGCUGUACGGAGACUGCCUCAGCUUCGACACAACAUUCAAGACAAACAGAUACAACCUCCCAUUUGCUCCCUUUGUUGGUGUCACAGGACAUGGCCAGAACUGUUUGUUUGCUUGCUCUAUCAUAGAGAAUGAAACAGCUGACACCUUUCAAUGGUUGUUUGAGACAUUCUUGCAUUGCAUGGGUGGGAAAUCUCCGUCCACAAUCAUAACAGACGAGGAUGCUGGGAUGAAGACAGCUAUCCCUUUAGUUUUCCCGCAUAUCUGCCACAGGCGUUGUUUGUUUCAUAUUAAAAAGAAGGCUGAGGAAAAAUGUACUAGGACUUUUGCAGCAAAUAAAACACUGCAUGAUGAUUUCAGUGACAUCAUUCACAACUCUCUGACGGUGGCUGAGUUUGAGCAAUUGUGGACAGAGAUGAUCCAGAGAUACAACAUUGGGCAUGUGAAGUAUUUCCAAAUCAUGUGGAAGAAAAGGAAAAGGUUUGUCCCUGUGUAUUUCAAGACGGACUUCUUCCCCUUCAUUCACUCUACUGCGCGUAGUGAAGGCACCAACGCCAUUUUCAAGGACAACAUCACGUCAACUCACAAUGUGAUCAGCUUCCUCCAAGAGUACCAGAAGAUUUCAGAAACCAUACAAGAUAAGGAGAGGGAGCAAGACUCUAUCACAAGAACAACUUCGCCGACAUUCUGGGCACGAAGUGAGCUUGAGAUACAAGCUGCAAAAAUGUACAACAGAAAGAUAUUUUACAGAUUCCAAAAGCAUAUAAAGUUUGUGCUGAAUUUGCAUGUUGAAGAGGUUGAGAGAAAUGUGAAAUAUGAAGUCUACAAGACACCAAUGCUAGCUGAAAAGGAUUUCAGAACGCGAAGAUUUGUUGUGAUUGUGAACUUGCAGCAACAGUUGUUCAGUUGUAUCUAUGGGAAAUUUCAGAAAGAUGGCAUUGUGUGUUGCCAUGUCUUGAGAGUCCUUUCUCAUCUCAACAUGCCUGUGCUGCCAGAAAAAUAUUACAUAGACAGGUGGAGGCCAAAAAAUACAAAGGACAUACGGGACAUCCGUUUCAAUGUUCCUUUGGAACUAACUGCUGGAAGUCAACACUUAAGGUAUACCCUUCUAUCCAACAGGCUCAAUGAGAUGGCCUCGGACGGUGCAUCAACAAACAGAAAAUAUCUGUAUGUUGUAGCAGAAUGUGAAAGGGUGCAACAAAGGUUGGAUGAGAUGACUAAAGAGGAUGAACUUGCAGAAGCGCAACAAGCAAAUGUUGACAAGGACACAACAGAGACUGAUGCAGCACCGCAUCCUGAUGGUUAUGGAGACAAACUUCAAGAUCCUGAUGUUGCAGUGUCAAAAGGGCGUCCACAAAAAGGACGUUACAAAACUUUCAUGGAAAGUUUGGCAUCUAAACAGAAAGUCACAUGCAGUCGGUGUGGGAAGCCUGAUCAUUAUAAAAGUUCUUGUACUGCAAGUACUGAAGAUGUCAAUUUGGCUCAGAGAGAGAAAGUCAGUCGCAAACAAACCUCAGCCUCAUCUGGGACAUCUACGGGCAAGCAACCAGCUGGUGCAAACCCGAGGAGGAAGGCAACAAAAGAAAAAUGAAAAUUUGGGUGCUGGAAGUUCAAGAAGGCAAAAAAAUAUGCAAGUGAUGACUGGAAAAAUGUAAAUGCACUCAAGUUUUGGUUGUUUGUUGAGCCACUGAACAAAAAACAAGAAGGAACUAUGAUUGUUCA